ACAUUAUACAGCAAAUCAAAUCAGCCUGUUUCCCUUCCAACUGUAGGUUCGCUGUCACUCUACCCGAUCCUUCUUAAAUUUCUUCACCCUCGCUCACGCACUCCACACCAAAUCGCAACUUCCCAACCGCCGCCGGCCGCUGAACUCAGAUUCCAAGUUCCAAUGGACGCGCCGGAAGACUUACCUAACAACUUUCCAACAAUAUUUUGAUUUGACGAUCAAACUCCGAUCCAAUCAACGAUGUCUCAACACCAUUACCGAUCGCCGUUCGGAGACACGACGCUUACCAAGGUCUUCGUCGGAGGUCUCGCCUGGGAAACUCCGACCGCCGUCAUGCGCGGUUAUUUCGAGCAGUUUGGAGAGAUUCUAGAAGCAGUCAUCAUCAACGAUAAGGAUACAGAGAAAUCCAAAGGAUACGGAUUCGUAACGUUUGGCGAUCCUGAAUCCGCUCGGAGAGCUUGCGCCGAUCCGAAUCCGGUGAUCGACGGUAGAAGAGCCAAUUGUAACAUUGCUUCGUUGGGAAGAAGACGACGUCGUUUGUCUUCACCUAGAGGAAGAAAUCACGCCGGAAGCUUACAUCAAGGAGGCCUAACGGUGGCGCCGCCGCAGGCUGGAUCACCGUCUUCAUACUCGUAUCCGGUGCUAUCUCCACCUCCGGCAUCGCCGGCGGUUAUUUAUCCACAGUACGGGUACUCAGCAUACCCAUCUGAUUACACUUACCAUCAGGCAAUAUAUUAUAAUCAGGUGUAUGGCGGUUCACCUGCACCAUCAUCUUCAUCAUCACCAUCAUCAUCCAUGGCAACUCCAUAUCUCCAUGGCUAUUCCACACCUCCGGCGCAGCAUAUCCAAGGAACUCCUUAUCUUUACUAUCCUGCGCAGAUGGGGUCUUCCUCCUUAACCUACGCCCCUCACCCUAAUUUCAUAUUACAACCAAUGAGGAUUCCUCCAUUCACUUCACCCUCAACAGUUGGUUUUGCAGGUGAAACAUUGAUAGAAACAGAGGCUGGACCUGGUACAACUUCAUCGACAAAUUCUUCUACUAAUUGAGACAGACUAGACACGAUUUAUUCAUGCAAAUUAUAUAUAUAUAUAUGUAAAAUAAUUAGUAGAUAUUUAUUUGCAUUUGUUCUGUCCAAAAACUUGUACCUUAUUUAACCAUUCUUUUGUCUUCUCUUAAAUAUUGGAGGCUUAUUUUUUAAUAAGUAUUAUAUUCAA
This is a messenger RNA of Andrographis paniculata, 1215 nucleotides long. RefSeq lists its product as uncharacterized. The transcript has 6 exons. The record is from RefSeq and is a predicted model, not a curated record. Gene Ontology annotation, molecular function: RNA binding. The coding region runs from base 241 to 1047 and encodes 268 amino acids. NCBI's taxonomy places the organism in Eukaryota, Viridiplantae, Streptophyta, Magnoliopsida, Lamiales, Acanthaceae.